Molecule: messenger RNA, 1512 nt
Organism: Rhodamnia argentea
Lineage: Eukaryota; Viridiplantae; Streptophyta; Magnoliopsida; Myrtales; Myrtaceae
Product: WAT1-related protein At3g28050-like
Exons: 7
Coding region: 210-1451 (413 amino acids)
Cellular component (GO): plasma membrane
Molecular function (GO): transmembrane transporter activity
Source: RefSeq, a predicted model, not a curated record
UUGGUGCGACAGUAAGUGGGGACAUUAAGGUAAGACAGAUGAUCAAGUAACAUUGCUCUUCAUUUGUCCGACGAUCCAUCGUCAUUCUCCAUCAGCAUCACCCAUUAAAGUACAAGCACGGGUUCUUCUGCUCUGAUGGAGACCUUGGGAUCUCAGAAAUAAUUGGGACAGAAACCUCUGUUGCGCUCUGUGUGUUUGUGUGCCUGUGAAUGUGGUCUGAGAGAGGUGGGAAGGAGAGACUGGUUGUCACAGGGAGGCCCAUUACCCAUCACCCAUUAAAGUACAAGCCCCGGUUCUUCUGCUCCGAUGAAACCUUGGAAUCCCAGAAACCAUUGGCAACUAUAACCUUCGUGGUUUGUGCGUUUGGGUGUCUCGGAGUCUGCGAGUGUGGAGAGACAGAGAGACAGAGAGAUGGGAGGGAGAGAGUGGUGUCGAAGGGAGGUGGUUCCAUUUUCAGCCGUGAUCGCCGCGGACAGCAUCUCGGUGGGCGUGACCACACUGUUCAAGUCGGCCAGCUCGAGAGGGAUGAGCACCCACGUCUUCCUCGUCUAUUCUUACGCAUUUGCUUCUCUUCUUCUCCUCCCGGCUCGUUUCUUCUCUCUCAAAUCAAGAGAGCUUCCGCCUCUCAGCUUGGCCAUACUUGCCAAAAUUGGCCUUCUUGGGCUCGUUGGAUUUUCGGCUAUGCUGGGGUUAGCAUGAGUUCUCCAGCUCUCGGUUCAGCCAUCAGCAACCUCACUCCAGCUCUCACUUUCAUAUUUGCCAUCCUUUUCAGGAUGGAGGAGGUGUCAUUGAACAAAAGAAGCAGUCAGGCCAAGAUAGUCGGGACCGUACUGUCAAUUUGCGGCACAUCUGUCAUCACUCUUUAUAGAGGUCCCCUAGUUAUCUUCACUCCAAAACCUUCUCUCUCACUUUAUCCACUUAUGCAAGGAUCGAACUCGAACUGGGUUGUUGGGGGGAUUCUCCUCACUGCUGAUUAUAUUUUGCUCACUUUGUGGUACAUUCUUCUGAAACAGAUAAUGAAGGAGUAUCCGGCAGAACUGACUGUAAUCUUCUUUUACAACGUGGUCGUGAGCUUCAUGACUGCCAUUGUCUGUUUAGUAAUGGAACAUGAUAUGAGUGCAUGGAGAGUGCAGGGUAUAGAACUGGCCUCGGUAAUAUGCUCGGGCCUCUUUAAUCGAUGCUUAACCAACAUCGUUCACACAUGGGCAAUCCGGUUGAAAGGGCCUUUCUAUGUGGCGAUGUUCAAGCCGUUGUUGAUUCCCGUGGCUGUUGCCAUGGGUGUCUUCUUUCUUGGAGACAAACUUCAUCUCGGAAGUCUUAUAGGAGCGACCAUACUGUCCAUUGGAUUUUAUAUUGUAAUGUGGGGGAAGGCAAAAGAGGAAGUGGUUGAGGAGUCUGUAGAGAGUCGGUUGGAAUCACCGUCCUUUGAAAAAGUCCCCCUACUGCAAUGACCGCUAACACAUAUGAAGUGUAGAACAAAUUUCUUGAGAUGGAUUGCAGAUAGGUACUGCU